This is a messenger RNA of Leguminivora glycinivorella, 2428 nucleotides long. It is a transcript of the gene Ing3, whose product is annotated as inhibitor of growth protein 3. Lineage: Eukaryota; Metazoa; Arthropoda; Insecta; Lepidoptera; Tortricidae. Bases 45 to 2351 code for a protein of 768 amino acids. Gene Ontology annotation, biological process: regulation of DNA-templated transcription. Gene Ontology annotation, cellular component: NuA4 histone acetyltransferase complex. The record is from RefSeq and is a predicted model, not a curated record. The transcript is spliced from 5 exons.
UGUACUGUAAAUACUGUGUACUGUACUGUACGUGUACUCACCACAUGAAGAGCACGUACGAGGCCGUGGCCGGCGAGCUGCACGCGCACGCCGCGCACGCGCUGCACGACCACCACUCGCUGCACGCCGGUAUGUUACUGUACUGUAAAUACUGUGUACUGUACUGUACGUGUACUCACCACAUGAAGAGCACGUACGAGGCCGUGGCCGGCGAGCUGCACGCGCACGCCGCGCACGCGCUGCACGACCACCACUCGCUGCACGCCGGUAUGUUACUGUACUGUAAAUACUGUGUACUGUACUGUACGUGUACUCACCACAUGAAGAGCACGUACGAGGCCGUGGCCGGCGAGCUGCACGCGCACGCCGCGCACGCGCUGCACGACCACCACUCGCUGCACGCCGGUAUGUUACUGUACUGUAAAUACUGUGUACUGUACUGUACGUGUACUCACCACAUGAAGAGCACGUACGAGGCCGUGGCCGGCGAGCUGCACGCGCACGCCGCGCACGCGCUGCACGACCACCACUCGCUGCACGCCGGUAUGUUACUGUACUGUAAAUACUGUGUACUGUACUGUACGUGUACUCACCACAUGAAGAGCACGUACGAGGCCGUGGCCGGCGAGCUGCACGCGCACGCCGCGCACGCGCUGCACGACCACCACUCGCUGCACGCCGGUAUGUUACUGUACUGUAAAUACUGUGUACUGUACUGUACGUGUACUCACCACAUGAAGAGCACGUACGAGGCCGUGGCCGGCGAGCUGCACGCGCACGCCGCGCACGCGCUGCACGACCACCACUCGCUGCACGCCGGUAUGUUACUGUACUGUAAAUACUGUGUACUGUACUGUACGUGUACUCACCACAUGAAGAGCACGUACGAGGCCGUGGCCGGCGAGCUGCACGCGCACGCCGCGCACGCGCUGCACGACCACCACUCGCUGCACGCCGGUAUGUUACUGUACUGUAAAUACUGUGUACUGUACUGUACGUGUACUCACCACAUGAAGAGCACGUACGAGGCCGUGGCCGGCGAGCUGCACGCGCACGCCGCGCACGCGCUGCACGACCACCACUCGCUGCACGCCGGUAUGUUACUGUACUGUAAAUACUGUGUACUGUACUGUACGUGUACUCACCACAUGAAGAGCACGUACGAGGCCGUGGCCGGCGAGCUGCACGCGCACGCCGCGCACGCGCUGCACGACCACCACUCGCUGCACGCCGGUAUGUUACUGUACUGUAAAUACUGUGUACUGUACUGUACGUGUACUCACCACAUGAAGAGCACGUACGAGGCCGUGGCCGGCGAGCUGCACGCGCACGCCGCGCACGCGCUGCACGACCACCACUCGCUGCACGCCGGUAUGUUACUGUACUGUAAAUACUGUGUACUGUACUGUACGUGUACUCACCACAUGAAGAGCACGUACGAGGCCGUGGCCGGCGAGCUGCACGCGCACGCCGCGCACGCGCUGCACGACCACCACUCGCUGCACGCCGGUAUGUUACUGUACUGUAAAUACUGUGUACUGUACUGUACGUGUACUCACCACAUGAAGAGCACGUACGAGGCCGUGGCCGGCGAGCUGCACGCGCACGCCGCGCACGCGCUGCACGACCACCACUCGCUGCACGCCGGUAUGUUACUGUACUGUAAAUACUGUGUACUGUACUGUACGUGUACUCACCACAUGAAGAGCACGUACGAGGCCGUGGCCGGCGAGCUGCACGCGCACGCCGCGCACGCGCUGCACGACCACCACUCGCUGCACGCCGGUAUGUUACUGUACUGUAAAUACUGUGUACUGUACUGUACGUGUACUCACCACAUGAAGAGCACGUACGAGGCCGUGGCCGGCGAGCUGCACGCGCACGCCGCGCACGCGCUGCACGACCACCACUCGCUGCACGCCGGUCACAGCGCGGCAGCACACGGCGCGCACGCGCACGGCAGCGCCGGCGCCAGCGCUUCCAACAAACGACAUAAGCAAAAGAAGAGCUACACGCUGGCGCCCGCGGCGACGGCGGCGCACGCGCAGCCGACGCUGGCGCCCGUCGCCAGCCGAUCCUCGUCGCCCACCGUCGUAAUGAAUAAUGUCGUGAACAACGUAGCAAUCGAAGAGCCAAUGGAGGAGGAAUGGACGUACGACCCCAACGAGCCGCGCUAUUGCAUCUGCAACCAGGUUUCCUACGGGGACAUGGUCGCCUGCGAUAAUCAAGACUGUCCCUAUGAAUGGUUCCACUACCCGUGCGUGGGCAUCACGGCCCCGCCGAAGGGCAAGUGGUACUGCCCGCAAUGCCAAACCAACAUGCGCCGCAACAGAGCACACCGCAAGAACUAAACAUUUACAAAAUAUUCCAUGCUUGAUUGUAUUCGUGUCUGUAAUCAUGGUUACAUCUAAUAAAUGUACACUAUUAA